UGUUUAUUAGAGAGAGGAGUGUGUGUGUGAGUGAAACUGCGCAAUUGGAGCUUGCUAAACUUUCCAGGGGUAUUCUGCAAACCCUCCGUCACCCCAGAGCGCCUAUAGUUAACCUGCUCUCUGCAAGUUGUUAUCUUGCCCCGAAAAGGGAGUGCGCUGUUCCGGGGAAGGAUCUGCCCGUGGUGGAUCAUCUUCUGGGAUGCAAUCGGUGUAUCAUUUUUUUGAAACUGUAACAGUUUUUAAGAUUGCGUGGCUGCUGCGCUGCCAAUCAACGGGAGAGAUGUUACAAAACAGGUCCACUCUCGGAUAUCAGCCGAUGUGUCCGGCAGAGUCCGCCGGCUCUGCCCGGUUCUCCUGGUCUGUCCGAAGCAGCAGGAACUGGAAGCUGCCACCCCCUGAUCCUUGAGAACCAUGCCACUGUUGUGGUGAACACUGUGUGGAGAAUUACUGGAGCUAUCACUCUGCUAAUGACGUGUCGGUGUGUACGCUGGGAAAAUGACCGGGAAUCUUGAGAACAUGCUCAGAUAGAAUUGUCCACACUUUCCUCUCGGACUUCAACUUCACGUGGAUGAGACAAGGUGGGAUUGUUGACUAGUGGACUCGUCUCGUCUCCCCUCCCCACUCGAUUUCUUCCCCACUGGAAAGUAAAAGGCGGCUCUGGAACCACUGAUUAAACACAGGGCGACUAUGAAGAAACCAGCCCCUCACAGGGACAGAUAUGUCUGGAGCCAAGAGUUUUAAUAGUCAGGUGAGUUUUGCCAGAGAGACCAGAAGAGCGCAGCUGAUUGGUUGAAGGAGUCGUGCAAACUGAGCUUCGAUUGGCCACCAGGAGUGUCUGUCAGCUCCGACUGGAUGCAUCAUCCGACGGAACAGGUGGGGGUACGGGCUGCCCGUGAAGCUUUCUCCGUCAGCGGCCUGGGACGGCAGCCAGGGGGCUGGGGCCCAGCUCCCCAACGACCCUGGUCUCACGGUAGCAGGUGUUCUGCCAGUGUUGGCCAGCCCCAGUACAACUCCUACCCUCCGCACAUUCCGAGCUUAGGGCUCUCUGUGAAGCCCUAUGGUACAUUAGGGUUGCCUCGAGCACUACACAGCAAGCUAGAGAGCAUCCACGGGUGCGUGCAGUCCCUGCUGCAGGAACAGCCCCAGCCCCGCGUGUGGGAGCAGCUGGGACAGAUCUACGAGUCCGAGCAGGAGCUGGACGACGCCAUCAAGUGCUACCAGAGCGCGGCGCGGUACGCCAGCGGUUUCAGCUACGCCGACCUCAGCAACAAGAUCAGCCGGCUGCAGCAGGUCCAUGUCUGGAAGCUGCACUCCAGCGCCCCCCAGAGCCGCUCCCGGGCAUUGCCGCCCCUGCAGGAAGUCUGGAGUUUGUUACAACAGAAGAGAAGCUACAACGCCAAGAACGGCUGUCAGCUGAAGAGACCAGGGGGUCCUGCAGACCACUGCUCUCCUCCUCCCACUCCCUCACCCUCCCUACACCAGGCCGCCUGGCCCUCGCACGGCAGCGAAGUUCCGAACCCAGUGAAGAGACGGCGAAGCGCGAGCCCGGACCAUGCACCAAGUCACCAGCACGCCCACGGUCCAGGAACGCAGAGGCUGGGGGAGAACGCCCACCCCCAUACCCAGUUCCAGCCGCAGAGAAUGGACGUCGUCGCCUGGCACCACGCACACAAGGAGCCAUGGCCGCAGGGAAGGAGGGAGCCAACUCCCGUCAUUCAGGAACACAGGAAACCAGAAAUCCACCCUCCCACGCCCAGCACCCCCACCGUCCUGGUUACCACAGCAUCCGGCAAUAGCCCUGCCUCCUUGCAGGGAGGGUCCCAUGGCCGGGGGGAGGGGGAGAAGGAGGGCGCAGGAAGGAGGCCCAGAAUGGAGAGUGAGAGCUCGUCGGGAGAGACCGCUCCGCAGCAGAGACCCAACCGAGGGGUGUCCUGGACAGUCACCCCAACCCCCAGCCCCAGUCUCCAGCACUCAGAGGUGAAAGGCCGGUCUCCGAGCAGCCGGCAGGAGCGGGAGGCAACGCCUCACCAGUGUGGGGGGAAGACCCCCGAGAAGUCCGAGGCUGAAGCUCACCCCAGUUCUGGCCAUUCCCCACCCAGCCAAGCCAGGGAGGAAGGAGGGGGGGAGCCAGACCACCUCCAACCCCAGCCCCGUGCCCAACCCAUCCCUGCCCUGCGGCCCAGUGGGACACCACCCACCACCCCAGAGCAGCCAGACAGGAGCCCGCCUGCAGCCAAGGAUCAACGAGCCCCGAAGAGCGGAGGGGCCCCGGCUCAGCCUGUCCGCGAUGCCCCGUCCCCGGCCUCGCCCCGGGAGCCCUGCCGGGCCGCACAGCCCCGGAUGCCGCCCCUCUCCGGCCCUCACCGCACUUGCACCGACCAGGAGGCCAGGGGUAAGCCGGCCCCGAGGCUGAUGCUCCACCAGGCAGCUGGGGCUCCGGCCUCAGUUGGUAGGCCGAGCCGGCCAAACGAUGAGGCCCUGAGCCUCGCCGAUGGCCCUAAGCUAGCAUGUGCGGUCGGCAGUGGUGAAGGCCGCUGGCUGCCCAGGCCUCCGCCUCUCACCUGCGGCCUCCCAACCCGGACGGUGACAGCACCAGCACGGCCUCCCCCUCCUGCUACCCCCACCCACCCCACGCCCUGCACCCCAAAGCAGGAGGCCUUGCCAACCCUCGAAGCCCAGCCGCCCAGCGUGGCUGCAGAGACCGAGGCUGAGGCUUUGGGCCGCUACCAGGCCGAGCGUUCGCCUGAGCCUGAGGAAGAGAAGAGACUCCCCUGUAAGGCAUCUCCGGCCUCCUCCUUGUCCAACGACCGGUCCCCGGCCAGCCUGCCUGACAGUGAGGUGUGGAUCAAGGCCGUCUUCACUGAUGAGGCCCGACAUCAUCGACGGCGUCACCACCACCACCAUCACCGGCACCGACAUCGGCCUUCCCCUCCUCACCCACCUCACUCACAGGCCACCGAGCCCUGUCCCGAGUCCGACGCGGCCCAUGCCUCCCCCAGGGCAGCGGAGUCACCGAGCAAGCGGCCUGCCCCCGAGCCCAGCCCUGCCCACGCCCCACCCCAGGCGGCUGAACCGCCCACCAAACAGCCAGCCCCCGAACGCGAGUCCCCGCCGGCCUCACCCAGCCCUGUCCGCGCCUGCGAGAACGUUGCAGGCCCUCACCGCCCCUCCUCCAGGGCCAAGGCCCCCGAGUCGCCGCCCCCUCCGGCCGCCGGCGGGCAGGACGAGCACCGGCACCGCGGUCGGCACUCGGCUCGGGACCGCGGGCGCCGCAGCAAGUCAGGAAAGGGAAAGCAGCGGCAGAUCCUGGGCAACAUCGACCUGCAGAGCAAAGAAAUCCAGGCCCGGGAGAAGGGCAAGGCCGAGGGCGCCAAACCCGCCAGGCCCGCCGCGCCGACCCUGGAGGAGCCCGAGAGGGCCGAAGGCAAGCGGGCAGAGCCGGCCGUCCCAGCCGGCCGGGAGCCCGACUCUGGCGGCCGAACCUCCCUUGGGCCCUCGGACAUCCUGCGCGUCAAGUCCUUCCCCGAGGGCACCACCAAGGAGCUGAAGAUCAAGCUGGUGAAGGUGGAGAGCGGCGACCGGGAGACCUUCAUUGCCUCCGAGGUGGAGGAGAGGCGGCUGCGGCUGUCAGAGCUCACCAUCGAAAGCCCCGGGGCCGAUAUCAUCACCGCCUGCAAGUCCACCAAGCUGAAAGGCAGAUUCACGGAGUCCUACGUGCUGCCCGCCAACUCCGUUAAGCCAGGCUGCCUGACAGAGCAACAGGCACAGCGAGAGAAGCUGAAUCCUCCGACGCCCAGCAUCUAUUUGGAAAGUAAGCGGGAUGCCUUUUCGCCUGUGUUACAGCAGUUCUGUACAGACCCAAAGACGCCAAUCACUGUGAUCCGGGGGCUGGCUGGAUCCCUGCGGCUGAAUCUCGGCCUCUUCUCGACCAAGACGCUGGUGGAGGCCAACGGCGAGCACGCAGUGGAAGUGCGGACCCAGCUGCAACAGCCGUCGGACGAGAAUUGGGACCCCUCAGGGGGUACCCAGACCUGGCCCUGCGAGAGCAGUCGCUCCCACACCACCAUCGCCAAGUACGCGCAGUACCAGGCUUCCUCCUUCCAGGAAUCCCUGCAGGAGGACAAGGAGAGUGACGAGGACGAGCCGGAGCCCGAGGCGGAGAGGCCUGUCCCAACCACAAACAGUGAGAGUGGACCACAGGUGCCCCUGAAAGUGAUCAAGUUCGGCACCAACAUUGACCUCUCCGACCCCAAGCUCUGGAAGCCACAGUUACAGGAGCUGCUAAAGUUGCCGGCCUUCAUGCGGGUCUCAUCCAGUGGGAACAUGCUGAGCCACGUCGGUCACACCAUCUACGGGAUGAACACAGUGCAGCUCUAUAUGAAAGUACCCGGCAGCCGGACUCCAGGGCACCAGGAGAACAACAACUUCUGCUCGGUCAACAUCAACAUCGGCCCCGGGGACUGCGAAUGGUUCGCUGUGCCUGAGGCGUAUUGGGAACAGAUCAGUGACUUCUGUGACAGGCACAACGUGGACUACCUGACGGGUUCGUGGUGGCCGGUGCUGGAGGACCUGUACGCGGCCAAGAUCCCGGUCUACCGGUUCAUCCAGCGGCCCGGUGACCUGGUCUGGAUCAACGCCGGCACAGUGCACUGGGUUCAGGCCACGGGCUGGUGCAACAACAUCGCCUGGAACGUCGGGCCCCUGACCGCCUAUCAGUACCAGCUGGCCCUGGAGCGCUAUGAGUGGAACAAGGUGAAGAAGGUGAAGUCUAUCGUCCCCAUGAUCCACGUCAGCUGGAACGCAGCGAGGACCGUCAAGGUCACCGACCCUGACCUCUACCGCAUGAUCAAGUACUGUCUGCUCACCUCGCUGAAGCACUGUCAGCUGCUCCGCGAUGCACUCAUCAACAGUGGCAAGAAGAUAAUCUUCCAGAGCCGCAUGAAGGAGGAGCCCACCUAUUACUGCAACGAAUGUGAGCUCGAGGUUUUCAACCUUCUCUUUGUCACGAGCGGUAGUGGCAGCCGCAAGUCUUACAUAGUGCACUGUGAGGACUGCGCCCGCCAGCGGAGCCCCCUGCUCCUCAAUGUGGUCAUCCUGGAGCAGUACAAGAUGGACGACCUGGUGCAGGUGUACGAUCACUUCACGCUGGCGCCUCAGUCAGCAUCAUCUAGAUGACCAGCUCUUCAAAAGCCAUACCAAAUGCUUCUCUCUGUCUGAGGUUCCCACCCCCCAGCCCUACACAUCCCGCACC
This is a messenger RNA of Hypanus sabinus (Atlantic stingray), 5251 nucleotides long. Its product is annotated as lysine-specific demethylase 6B-like. Lineage: Eukaryota; Metazoa; Chordata; Chondrichthyes; Myliobatiformes; Dasyatidae. The transcript has 25 exons. Gene Ontology annotation, biological process: heart development; regulation of gene expression. Gene Ontology annotation, molecular function: chromatin DNA binding; histone H3K27me2/H3K27me3 demethylase activity; RNA polymerase II cis-regulatory region sequence-specific DNA binding. The record is from RefSeq and is a predicted model, not a curated record. Gene Ontology annotation, cellular component: MLL3/4 complex. Bases 853 to 5175 code for a protein of 1440 amino acids.